AUGAUUCUAUAACACUUUCACAUAACAUUUAAAAACGAUAUCUAAAAACCAUGGAGAGUGGAGAGUUUCCUUCAUCAGAAAACUACUUUCAAUCGAUCACAAGCUUAGAGCAGCCUCCUUCUCCUCCUUCUGUUGCCAAGAAGAAGAAGAAGAAUAAGAACAAUAAUAAUUAUAACCAGAGGAGGUUUAGUGAUGAGCAGAUUAAGCUGUUGGAGUCUAUGUUUGAAUCUGAGACUAAGCUUGAGCCAAGGAAGAAGAUUCAGCUGGCUAGAGAGCUUGGCCUGCAGCCUAGGCAAGUGGCCAUAUGGUUUCAAAACAGAAGAGCUAGAUGGAAGUCUAAACAGAUUGAACAAGACUUUAAAAAUCUUAGAGCUCAGUAUGACAGUUUGGUAUCUCAGUUUGAAUCCUUAAAGGAAGAGAAAGAGUCCUUAGCUUUACAGCUGCAGAAACUGAAAGAUCUUCUCUUGUCAAAACCUAAUGAUGAGAUCAAGGAGGACAAGGAUUUCGAAGAAGAAAAGUAUCGAAACACCAAUUCGAAAGGUGAAACAAAAACCAGCUUAGAAGAGGAAUUGGAAGACAGAGGAGGAGGAGUACUAAUGACCACAACAACCACAAACAAUAUUGAGAAUUUGGGGCAACAAGGAUAUGAACUUUUGAGCACAAAUCAACAACAAGUAGAUUCAUCAUUAACAUCACUUGAAAGUUGGUAUAGUAGAUCUGAUCUAAUUGGUAUACUUGAUCAACCACAUGGCUGUUCACAGUGGCUAAGUUUCUGGAGUUAGCAAGAGAACUUGAAUUAGGAGAUAUUUACUUACUUUUGACAGCUUCAAACAAUGCAGCAGCCAUUGUUUUGUUACCAAUUAAGUUUCAUAAUUUCAAAGCUAACCCAGAUUCUCAAUCUUUCACUUGUGUGCUUGCCUAGCCUAGCCUAGAGCUUAUUAUUUAUGAGAUCAAGAAGAAACAAGUGCUUAUUGUGUAGCUGUAGAAGUAUGCAUAUAUUAUGUUUUUGUUUAUAGUGUAUAUGUAAACAAGUAUAUAACUCACAAAGAAAAAUUUGUGAGGUUUUACUUUACUUCAUUUAUACUUUGAUGAGCAUGAAAAAUGUUGGGGUUUGAUACUAUCACAAGGUUUAGAUUUAAUUGUAUUAUUAGGGGUAUUUCAUGAGUUUUAAUUUACAAUGUAAUUUUUUUUAAAUUUGCCCAUAAUGGUAUUUUUGCAAUAUAUUCUGAUAUAAAUAUUCCAGGCUUA
This is a messenger RNA of Humulus lupulus (European hop), 1248 nucleotides long. RefSeq names its product homeobox-leucine zipper protein ATHB-7-like. The record is from RefSeq and is a predicted model, not a curated record. The transcript has 2 exons. The coding region runs from base 51 to 782 and encodes 243 amino acids. Gene Ontology annotation, biological process: positive regulation of DNA-templated transcription. Gene Ontology annotation, cellular component: nucleus. NCBI's taxonomy places the organism in Eukaryota, Viridiplantae, Streptophyta, Magnoliopsida, Rosales, Cannabaceae. Gene Ontology annotation, molecular function: DNA-binding transcription factor activity, RNA polymerase II-specific; sequence-specific DNA binding.